AUGGCAUCUUCGAAAAUCCCACUUUCUGUUCGUAUCACUGAUAUGGUACAUAGGGGUACCGUCCUCGGAUUAGUUGGUAUUUGUGUUGUUGGUAUUGGAAGUAUAACUUUCAAUAUAUAUGCAAACUCUGAUUUUGCUAGAAUGAAUAAGAAUAAAUUAGCUUUCCUGAAAGAACAAUAUGACCAGGCACGUACUGCUAAUGAUGAAGAAGCAGAUAAAUAA
This is a messenger RNA of Debaryomyces fabryi, 222 nucleotides long. RefSeq lists its product as uncharacterized. Lineage: Eukaryota; Fungi; Ascomycota; Pichiomycetes; Serinales; Debaryomycetaceae. The record is from RefSeq and is a predicted model, not a curated record. The coding region runs from base 1 to 222 and encodes 73 amino acids. The transcript has a single exon.